This is a messenger RNA of Drosophila mojavensis, 2458 nucleotides long. RefSeq lists its product as uncharacterized. Lineage: Eukaryota; Metazoa; Arthropoda; Insecta; Diptera; Drosophilidae. Bases 177 to 1286 code for a protein of 369 amino acids. Gene Ontology annotation, biological process: hemocyte migration. The transcript is spliced from 4 exons. The record is from RefSeq and is a predicted model, not a curated record.
CUAUAAAUAUAUAGAAGAAAAAAAAGCAACAAACAAGAAUAAAAAUGUAUAAUUGAGACAUUUUGAAAUAUGUUUUAGCACAGCAACACAUAGAGUCACUAAGCGCACCGAAAAAAAAUACCGAAACUCAAUUCGUAAAUUCCAUAAAAAAAGGAUUGUGUAAAAAUUAGUGUAGAAUGUGGCAAAGUUUACUGUUGUUUUUGCUCGCGAGCAGCGUAUGCGGCGCAGCGCAGCGCAAAGUGGAUCAUAUCAAAGUGCUGUACGAGGACAACGAUAGUAGCAAGGAGAGCGAUGACGAUUACUACAACGAUAGCAAUAACGAUAACAAUGGCAAUAGCCAACGCGAUUCACUUAGCGUCGAUAUCGAUAUCGAUUAUGCUCGACAAAGGCUAAUACCCAGCUAUUCAUCAUAUCGAUCAGCCUCUGCAUCCUCGACCACGCCCCCCAUCGCCCACUUGCGACGCGUGCCGCGCCACCCAUGGGUGUUGCCUCGUUUGGGCAACGAUAAUCGUCUGGAUGCCAGCGCCGCCUUUGAUGAGGAGGGCUAUCAAUCAGAUCAGGCGCCUGGCUCGAUGACCGCCCAGAAGCUGCAGGAGGUGGGCACCCCAGAGGCAGUGCAACUGAGUCGUCGGCGCUAUCAGGAUCAGAUCAGAAUCAGAACAAACGAAUUGAACAACCUGGCUCGCUUGCACGAGAAGAGCAUGGAGAACGAGCCGCUUUGCAAGCGGCCGCAGGCGCGAGUGAUUCGCAUGAUGAGCGAAACAUCGACGGUCUAUUCGCCACGGGCCACUGUGCUCCAUCGGUGUGACGAGAACAGCAGCUGCUGCUCCAGCAACGAGGUGUGGGCCGUCAAGAACCAGACGACCGUCGACAAGGUGUUCUUUAUGCGCUCGAUCCACAGCCGGCACAGCAAGGCGACAAUAGUCUCGAUGACCAACCACACCGAGUGCCAUUGCAUCAAUCGGCCAGCGCAGAGGCGCAAGCGUAGCUCCCAAUGCGAGUGCCCCAAGCACUUUAUAAACUUUGCCAUGACACCAAGUGGCGCCAGCAGCAGCAGCAGCAGCAGCCCCAGCACAACGAGUCGCUGCCGCUGCGAUUGCCACCUGAGCAACAUCACGUGCCAGCGCAUGAAGAACGGCGACGAGGGAUUCGCCGUCUCAGAGCUCAAAUGCAUUCGCAGCAACGAGUGCAGCCCGCCCAUCUGCAGCUAUGGCGUCUUCAACCUAAACAUCGGCCGAUGUCCGCGCUCAACGCAAUCGCAGCCACGUCAACUGGGCUUUGGCUAAGCUAGGUUGAGCUCCGCUGCGAUACAUUCAGUAAUUCAGAACUGUGAUCAGUGCACAGUUCUGAAUUACUGAAUGUGUCGCAGCGGAGCUUAGAAGCAGUCGAACAUCAUCAAUAUAUAUUCCAGAUUCACGCCCAUGCUGGAGGUGUGCAGAGUUCUGAAUUACUGAAUGUAUCGCAGCGGAGCUUAGAAGCAGUCGAACAUCAUCAAUAUAUAUUUAUAUUUUUCUAUUGUUUUUAUUUUUAUACAAAUGAGCAAACUUAGGAUUAAAGAUAAGUCAGUCACCAAUACGAACCUCUCCAUGUCCUCUAAAGUUGUCCCGAAAAAGAAUUCCCUAUAGAAUAUUCUUUGAUUCGCAUGCAUGCAUUUUUUGAGAUUAAAAGAAAACUUUCUCAUCACAUGAAAAAUAUACGCUACAUAUAAAUAAUUUAAUCAUCAAAAAUCAUGUGAUUGAAAUAAAAUAAUAUAUAUAAAAGAUUCAAGCUCCAGUUGUUCACUAGAUCUUAUAUCAUAUCUCAUUUGAUUAAUACUUGGAGCAACAACAAUGAUUGAUAUGAUAUUAAAUUUAAUUAUUUGAAAGUUAUCAGCACUCAUCAAUCGUAUGAUUGAAUCUUUAUAACACUUAAUUAAGAAAGUUUUCAUAUGCUCUUUAUGUUUUCCUCAAGAUUUCAUUCAACUGUGUUUGUAAAAUAAUUUGCAAUAUUUGUAUGCAUCAAUUUUAAGAAUAGUGCCAUCAAUCCCACGAUUGAAUGAUUUUUCUAGAAACUUUCUAAAUAUUAAAUUAAACUAUUUAGCUCUUAGAUCUUAUUCAAUGUCAUUCAUUCAUUUAUGUCUUCAAUUAACUCUAGAGAACGUUCCAUUCAUUCGCAGUCAUCUUGUAAUUUCAGUAAACAUAUUGAAAAAUUAAUGUUAUAAUAAUUCUGCUAUUAGGCGUAUGAACCAAAACACCUUGAAAAACAUCAACAAGAAAAAAAAAACCAAACACAGUCAAAAAUUUCGGAAACGAACAAAAAGUAUUGAAACCAACUAACAUUCAAUUGUACUUAAGUUUCGUGUUUAAGCUACAACUGUAACUACUUACUAUAUAUAUAUACAUCCAUAUAUAUAUCUGUAAACUUACUUAUAUAAAUAUCUAUUACAAAUUACGAUUAAACGAUAAAGCUAGUCAGCGAU